CUGGAGACCGAGCCUGACUCCGAAGUUGUGCAACUGUGGACUGCGAGAGACAUUUGAACCCUCCUCUCCCCGUGCUCCGUUUUUGGGCACCCCCCUCCCCAACCCCCCGCUUGGUGUGCGGGAAGCGAGGAAACGUAAAGGAAGACAAGCAUCCCCCCCACCCCCCUUCCCCUUUCUCCAUGGCCGUGUAGCAGAAGAAAGGGGGAAGGCGAGACUUUUUGUUGUUUGUUUCCUUGGCCGGGGUCUCCACCCUCCUGCUGCCUCCUCUGCGCUGUGGUUCUCAUCCUCCGUGGACGCGUGUGGCCCGGGUGUCUUCGCUGGGGCCAGUGGGGUCGUUUGCUGCCCCCCGCCCCCCCACACCCCCUCCACCCUCCCGGGCUCGGUGACUGGAUGGUUGAAAACUACCCCCAGUGGCAGGUUGUUGAGCCACUGAUGGGACGAUCUCCGGGAGCGGCGGUUACGAAAGCUAGUUAUCAGACUCUGAGAAAAGAGCGUGGAGAAGCAAGAAACGGAGUUGGGGGACUGCUGAGACACAUGGUGUAGCAGCUGAUGGUUUUGUGAAGCAGAAGAUUCCAGAGUCAGGUCCAAGUGCAGAAAUGAUUACAUAUUCAGUAAAUCGGAGGAAAAAAGCAUGGGAUUUUAGCAACUGAAGAUCAAAUCAAGGAUUCACAUUUGGAAUAUUGCUGUUUUCUGUUGUUGAGGAAUAUUUUUUUUUAAUUCAUCAAUCUUGAAGUAAGAAGACAACCAGAAAGACAGUUGUUUCUUUCUCAGUUGGAACGCUCACCAUUGAGGUUUUUUUUUCUUCUAAGUAUACAACCAUGUGGCCACCACAGAUACUAGUCUUCAUGAUGCUCUUAGCACCGAUAGUUCAUGGUGGCAAGCACAAUGAGAGACAUCCAGCCCUCGCCGCUCCCCUGCGACACGCCGAGCGCAGCCCAGGAGGCGCUCUCCCACCCCGACACCUCCUUCAACAGCCUGCGGCAGAGCGCGCCACUGCACAUCGCGGUCAAGGGCCCCGAGGAGCCUCCAGAGGAGUUCGUGGUCCAGGUGCCCAAGGAGCACAGAUUGCAGCCCAAGCUUUCAGCCGUGCCCCAAUCCCUAUGGCUGUGGUUCGCAGAGAACUCUCUUGCGAGAGCUACCCCAUAGAACUCCGCUGCCCAGGAACAGAUGUCAUCAUGAUUGAAAGUGCCAACUAUGGGAGGACUGAUGACAAAAUUUGUGACUCAGAUCCUGCUCAGAUGGAGAAUAUCCGAUGCUAUCUGCCAGAUGCUUAUAAGAUUAUGUCUCAAAGGUGCAAUAACAGAACUCAGUGUGCGGUGGUGGCAGGCCCUGAUGUUUUUCCAGACCCAUGCCCUGGAACCUAUAAAUACCUUGAAGUGCAGUAUGAAUGUGUCCCUUACAAAGUGGAACAAAAAGUUUUUCUUUGUCCUGGACUACUUAAAGGAGUAUAUCAAAGUGAACAUUUAUUUGAGUCUGAUCACCAGUCAGGGGCAUGGUGCAAAGACCCUCUCCAGGCUUCUGAUAAGAUUUAUUACAUGCCAUGGACCCCAUACAGGACCGAUACCCUGACUGAGUACUCCUCCAAGGAUGACUUCAUUGCUGGAAGGCCAACGACAACCUACAAACUCCCUCACAGGGUGGAUGGCACGGGAUUUGUAGUGUAUGAUGGAGCUUUGUUCUUCAACAAAGAGCGCACCAGGAACAUUGUGAAGUUCGAUUUGCGGACUAGAAUAAAGAGUGGAGAAGCUAUCAUAGCAAAUGCCAAUUACCAUGAUACAUCCCCUUACAGAUGGGGAGGCAAAUCUGACAUAGACCUGGCAGUGGAUGAGAAUGGGCUGUGGGUAAUCUAUGCAACAGAACAAAACAAUGGCAAAAUUGUCAUUAGUCAAUUGAACCCUUACACUCUACGAAUUGAAGGAACCUGGGAUACUGCCUAUGAUAAAAGAUCUGCUUCAAACGCAUUUAUGAUCUGCGGGAUUCUGUAUGUGGUCAAAUCUGUAUAUGAGGAUGAUGACAAUGAGGCCACAGGGAAUAAAAUUGACUACAUUUACAACACGGAUCAAAGUAAGGAUAGUUUGGUGGAUGUACCCUUUCCUAAUUCAUACCAAUACAUAGCAGCUGUGGAUUACAACCCCAGAGACAACCUUCUUUAUGUUUGGAAUAACUAUCACGUCGUAAAAUAUUCCUUGGAUUUUGGACCACUGGAUAGCAGAUCAGGGCAGGUGCAUCAUGGGCAGGUAUCAUACAUCUCUCCACCGAUUCACCUUGACUCCGAACUAGAAAGACCCCCAGUUAGAGGUAUCUCUACCACAGGACCUUUCGGCGUGGGAAGCACCACCACCAGUACCACCCUCCGGACCACAACUUGGAACCCCAGCAAGAGUACUACCCCUUCCAUGUCAGGAAGGAGAAACCGGAGCACCAGCACCCCAUCUCCAGCUGUGGAGGUGCUGGAUGACAUGACGACACACCUUCCAUCAUCUUCUUCCCAAAUUCCAGUUGUGGAGGAAAGCUGUGAGGCUGUGGAAGCACGGGAAAUCAUGUGGUUUAAGACCCGCCAAGGACAGAUGGCAAAGCAGCCGUGUCCCACGGGAACCAUCGGAGUAUCAACGUAUCUCUGCCUAGCUCCUGGAACCUGGGACCCCCAAGGACCAGACCUCAGUAACUGUUCUUCUCCUUGGAUCAACCAUAUAACUCAGAAGUUGAAAUCUGGAGAGACGGCUGCGAACAUUGCUAGAGAGCUAGCUGAACAGACAAGAAAUCAUUUGAACGCUGGGGAUAUAACCUACUCAGUGCGUGCCAUGGAUCAACUGGUAGGCCUUCUGGACGUGCAGCUGCGGAACUUGACCCCUGGUGGCAAAGACAGUGCUGCCCGCAGUUUGAACAAGCUUCAGAAAAGAGAGCGCUCUUGCAGAGCCUAUGUCCAGGCAAUGGUUGAGACAGUUAACAACCUCCUUCAGCCACAGGCCUUGAAUGCAUGGAGAGACCUGACCACAAGUGAUCAGCUACGGGCAGCCACCAUGUUGCUUGACACUGUGGAGGAAAGUGCUUUUGUGCUGGCCGAUAACCUUUUGAAGACUGACAUUGUCAGAGAGAACACGGACAAUAUCCAAUUGGAAGUUGCAAGGUUGAGCACAGAGGGAAACUUAGAAGACCUAAAAUUUCCAGAAAAUAUGAUUCAUGGAAGUACCAUUCAACUUUCUGCAAAUACUUUAAAACAAAAUGGCCGAAAUGGGGAGAUCAGAGUGGCCUUUGUCCUGUAUAACAACUUGGGUCCUUAUUUGUCCACGGAGAAUGCCAGCAUGAAACUAGGAACAGAGGCUAUGUCCACCAAUCAUUCUGUUAUUGUCAAUUCUCCUGUUAUUACAGCGGCAAUAAACAAAGAAUUUAGUAAUAAGGUUUAUUUGGCUGAUCCUGUGGUGUUCACUGUUAAACAUAUUAAGCAAUCUGAGGAAAAUUUCAACCCUAACUGUUCAUUUUGGAGCUAUUCCAAGCGCACAAUGACAGGUUAUUGGUCAACACAAGGCUGCCGGCUGCUUACAACGAAUAAGACACAUACUACAUGCUCUUGUAACCACCUAACCAAUUUUGCAGUUCUGAUGGCACACGUGGAGGUGAAGCACAGUGAUGCUGUCCAUGACCUUCUUCUGGAUGUGAUCACAUGGGUUGGAAUUUUGCUGUCCCUUGUUUGUCUCCUGAUUUGCAUCUUCACAUUUUGCUUUUUCCGUGGACUCCAGAGUGACCGUAACACCAUCCACAAGAACCUCUGCAUCAGUCUUUUUGUAGCAGAACUGCUCUUCCUGAUCGGAAUCAACCGAACUGACCAACCAAUUGCCUGUGCAGUGUUUGCUGCCCUUUUACAUUUCUUCUUCUUGGCGGCAUUUACCUGGAUGUUUCUAGAGGGAGUGCAGCUCUACAUCAUGUUGGUGGAAGUUUUUGAGAGCGAGCACUCACGGCGGAAAUACUUUUACCUGGUUGGCUAUGGCAUGCCUGCACUCAUUGUGGCAGUAUCCGCUGCAGUAGAUUACAGAAGUUACGGAACUGAUAAAGUAUGUUGGCUCCGACUUGACACCUACUUCAUUUGGAGUUUUAUAGGACCAGCGACCUUGAUAAUUAUGCUUAAUGUAAUCUUCCUUGGGAUUGCUUUAUAUAAAAUGUUUCAUCAUACUGCCAUUCUGAAACCUGAAUCAGGCUGCCUUGAUAAUAUCAACUAUGAGGAUAACAGACCCUUCAUCAAGUCAUGGGUUAUAGGUGCAAUAGCUCUUCUCUGCCUAUUAGGAUUGACCUGGGCCUUUGGACUCAUGUAUAUUAAUGAAAGCACAGUCAUCAUGGCGUAUCUUUUCACCAUUUUCAAUUCUCUACAGGGAAUGUUUAUAUUCAUUUUCCAUUGUGUCCUACAGAAAAAGGUACGAAAAGAAUAUGGGAAAUGCCUGCGCACACAUUGUUGUAGUGGCAAAAGUACAGAGAGUUCCAUUGGCUCAGGGAAAACAUCUGGUUCUCGAACUCCUGGACGAUACUCCACAGGCUCACAGAGCCGAAUUCGUAGAAUGUGGAAUGACACAGUAAGAAAGCAGUCAGAGUCUUCCUUCAUUACUGGAGAUAUAAACAGUUCAGCAUCACUAAACAGAGGGCCCUAUCUUCCCUGCAUUCAGGCGUGUGUGUCAUAUUUAGGAGCCAUGGCUAAUCAUCUUAUAAGCAAUGCUCUGCUUCGUCCGCAUGGUACUAACAAUCCCUAUAAUACAUUGCUUGGGGAACCGGCGGUCUGUAACAACCCUUCUGUCAGCAUGUACAACGCACAAGAGCCCUACAGAGAGACAAAGGGGCUUCUGAACAAUGCCAGGGAUACAAGUGUCAUGGAUACUCUACCACUGAAUGGUAACCAUGGCAAUAGUUACAGCAUUGCCAGUGGUGAAUACCUGAGCAACUGUGUGCAAAUCAUAGACCGUGGCUAUAACCAUAAUGAGACCGCUCUAGAGAAAAAGAUUCUGAAGGAACUCACUUCCAACUAUAUCCCUUCUUACCUGAACAACCAUGAGCGCUCCAGUGAGCAGAACAGGAAUCUGAUGAACAAGCUGGUGAAUAACCUUGGUAGUGGGAGUGAAGAUGAUGCCAUCGUUCUGGAUGAUGCAACCUCCUUUAAUCAUGAGGAAAGUUUGGGUCUGGAACUCAUUCAUGAGGAAUCCGAUGCUCCUUUGCUUCCCCCAAGAGUUUACUCCACAGAGAACCACCAGCCACACCACUACACCCGAAGGCGGAUCCCCCAAGACCACAGCGAGAGCUUUUUCCCUUUGCUAACCAACGAGCACACAGAAGACCUCCAGUCACCCCACCGGGACUCUCUCUACACCAGCAUGCCAGCUCUGGCUGGUGUGCCUGUCACAGAAAGCGUUACCACCAGCACCCAGACCGAACCCCCGCCGGCCAAAUGUGGUGAUGCCGAAGAUGUUUACUACAAAAGUAUGCCAAACCUAGGCUCCAGAAACCACGUCCAUCAGCUGCACAUCUACUACCAGCUAGGCCGCGGUAGCAGUGAUGGAUUUAUAGUUCCUCCCAACAAAGAUGGGACCCCUCCAGAGGGAAGUUCAAAAGGACCUGCUCAUUUGGUCACUAGUCUAUAGAAUAUGACACAAAGUUCAGUCAACAAAACUGCUAACACCAGGUUGACUAUUCUGAGU
Molecule: messenger RNA, 5675 nt
Organism: Sorex fumeus (smoky shrew)
Lineage: Eukaryota; Metazoa; Chordata; Mammalia; Eulipotyphla; Soricidae
Gene: ADGRL3
Product: adhesion G protein-coupled receptor L3
Exons: 30
Coding region: 819-5618 (1599 amino acids)
Biological process (GO): synapse assembly; brain development; adenylate cyclase-activating G protein-coupled receptor signaling pathway
Cellular component (GO): cell-cell junction; axon; membrane
Molecular function (GO): carbohydrate binding; G protein-coupled receptor activity
Source: RefSeq, a predicted model, not a curated record